Messenger RNA from Scatophagus argus, 3949 nucleotides. It is a transcript of the gene mybl2a, whose product is annotated as v-myb avian myeloblastosis viral oncogene homolog-like 2a. Gene Ontology annotation, biological process: regulation of DNA-templated transcription. Bases 464 to 3118 code for a protein of 884 amino acids. The record is from RefSeq and is a predicted model, not a curated record. Gene Ontology annotation, molecular function: RNA polymerase II cis-regulatory region sequence-specific DNA binding; DNA-binding transcription factor activity, RNA polymerase II-specific; protein dimerization activity. The transcript has 12 exons. NCBI's taxonomy places the organism in Eukaryota, Metazoa, Chordata, Actinopteri, Scatophagidae. Gene Ontology annotation, cellular component: nucleus.
CGAAAGCUGGUACUGUGCUCAGAAUAGAAACUUCGCCCAUCUGCAGUAAUUUAAAUGUAGCCAUCGCAUACAACUCUAAAUUAAGUGUUUACGUUGUUUUGUUUUGUGUAUGGUAGUGUCAAUGGGUGGUUGUUUCCUUUCCCUCUUCUCCAUUUAACAACUCUAGCAUGGUAUGUCAUACUAGUGAGCUAGGAAAGGUAUUUCAGAAGCAGUUCUAAAAUCUGAUGUUUAGACAUGCAGGAGUAGGUUACCCUACCCUGUCAUGCCGGCUAGCUUUUUCUACUACAGUGGCUAAGAUCGAACUGAUAAUACACGCCUAAUUUUCGCAUAUAACAAUGCUGCAUGCAUUUGCCUCCACACGCCGCUAGAGGCGUUCUACUUUCUGAACUAACAGUCAACGUUUCUUGCACAUGGGACCUGCUAGCCAGGUUUGCUAGUUUGAAGUUCCAACCAAGUUGAAAUCAUGGAAGAAGAGUCGAGUAGCAAUAUAUGCAAUGACACUGGCUCAGACACAGCAGAGAAGAAAGAUGUUGCCAAGUGUAAAGUCAAGUGGACUAAAGAAGAAGAUGAAAAUCUCAAAAUCCUCGUCAGCAACUUUGGGAAGACACAUUGGAAAACCAUUGCCAGUUUUUUGCCAGGCCGGACAGAAUACCAGUGUAUGCACCGAUGGAAAAAGCUUCUGGAUCCUGAUUUAGUCAAAGGCUUCUGGUCCAAAGAAGAAGAUGAAAAGAUAGUAGAGCUGGUGGCGAAGUAUGGCACCAGACACUGGUCUUUGAUUGCCAAGCACCUGAAGGGGCGAUUGGGGAAACAGUGUCGUGACCGCUGGCACAACCACCUUGAUCCACUGAUCAAAAAGAGCUCAUGGACUAAUGAAGAAGACCUCAUUAUCUACAAAGCCCAUUCCAUUCUGGGGAACCGGUGGGCUGAGAUUGCCAAAUUGCUUCCUGGAAGGACAGACAAUUCUGUGAAAAAUCACUGGAACUGCACCAUCAAACGUAAAAUAAUGUUGGGCUUGUUCAAAGACGAGGCUGACAGUGUUUCCCUUGAUAUUCAACAGUUUGUGGAAGGAGAGGUGGACUUCAAGUAUGAUGUUGUGUUAGACACUGAACCAGUGACUCCUAGAGUGGUUAUGCCAGAGAAAGAGAACAAGCAGAAGGAGCCUCGGAACUUUGAGCAGAAGAUGGCCGUUCCGCCCCCACAGAUGUUAGCAUGCAGGAGAGAGUCCCCCAGUCCGUCCUUGCCCACCAGUUUGAGUUCCAGUCCCAGCUCCAGCUCAGGAACUGCACCAGUAGCUGUGCCGGUGGACCAGAAAAAAUUUGCGGAUGCAGCACUGAGGAUGAUUGCUGAAGACAUGCUGCCACUCAGUUUUGUCGAAGGCGCAGGCUUCAGGUCAUUCAUGAGUACCAUUAACCCUGAAUACAACAAGCUAUCUCAGCGUGUUAUGGCUGUACAACUCUAUGAUGAAGUGGAGAGAACCUUCAAGCCUCAGCUCAUCCGUGACCUUAAGGCCUGCUUUGCCCCAACCAAAGGUGGUGAAGGUACCAUUCAUGUCACCAUAGACCUCUGGGCAGGGGAUCAUUCCAAUCCAGUGGAGGAGCCCAUCAUCGUUGUGCAACUUCACUUUGUCAGUGACUCCUGGCAGGUCCGCCGUCCCAUUGUCGCCUUCCGUCACCUCAGCUACAAAAACCUCAGCACCACUGUGGUCAGGGAGCUGGAGGGUGUGCUGCUGAGCUAUGGUAUCUUUCCUUGCAGCAUCGGAUACGUCCUCGCCAACCAAGCCAAAGAAGCCCUGGCUAGGAAUAACUUGUUCUGCGACUACAAGAUCAUGUGCUCAUCCAAUAGGGGAGAGGCAGAUGGAGAUGAGUUGGUGUCAUAUCUGUCAGAUCAGAUGUCUGAAACAGAGUCCCCCUUUUCAGAGCUGCAGGUUGGAACGAGGACCACCUGUGUGGCCAACACAUUGCAACUUGUGAUUAAGGAGGCAUUGAAGAACUCCAGGGUUGUUGAAAACCUGCUCUUGCAGGCCCACAACGUAGUGGCCUUUUUUAGGAGCAGCGCCUAUUGGAGCGAGGUUUUGUUGAAGGAGUGCAACGUGUCCCUGUGCCCUUCCUCCAGUAACUGUCGCUGGAACUCCAUGAUGCUGUCUUUACGCCGUAUGGUGCAGGAGUCCACCUGGACUGCCAUCAUGACUCUCUUAGCUCAGGCCCGCAUUGAGGCUAACGACACAGCAAGUGCCCCGCCUCUAGUCAUGGUUAAGAGGGAGCAAGUGAUUGACAUCUUGGGUCAUCUUGAGCCCUUUGCGGAGGCCUUGCAGGUCCUGCAAGGAAAUGGAGUGACUAUCUCUUACAUCAUACCUUCCCUCAUUGGCCUUGACAAGACCUUGGAGAUCCUUGUCACCAAUUACACCCACUUCAAUAAGGCCCUGCGUACAGGCCUCCACACACACUUCCAGUCCCUGAUUCACCAGAAGGACAUAAUAUUGGCUACUGUGCUUGACCCCAGGAUCAAACUCCAGCCGUUUUCUGAUGCCAAACCGGAGGACCAGACAGGCUUCCUAGCGCCUCUGUCCAAGUGUCAGGUGCGUGGUGUUUUGGAAGCCUCAUUAGAAAGCAUGGAGGCCCCAGCAUCUCCUUCCGUAGAGACAGAUAGAGAACAGACAAGUAAGGAGUUGAUAAAGGAGCAGGAUGGUGAAGAGAAGAGUCAGACCAAUACGCUGAUGGAGGCAUCUGAAGGCAGCUCAGAUGGCAACGACUGUGAUGGAGUGGCCGGAAACGACCUGAAGCGCAAGUCCAUCUUUGACUUCCUCCAGCCGCCUGCAAAGACCAUUAAGAUGUCAGAGCUUGAUCUCUACCUAUCAGAACCACUUUUGGAAGGCAACUCCUGUGUGUUGUAUUGGAAAUCUGCCACUCGGUUUCCCCAGCUCCAGUGCAUGGCCAAGAGACUGCUGGCAGUACCGGCCACUUCGGGAGGCUUUGACCGGCUAUGUCCAAUGGCAGCAUGUAUUGUAAGAGCCAAGAGGAACCGCCUUCCACUUCAUACCACCGAGAGACUGCUUCUGUACAAAAACUCUUUAAAAGCAAAGACUGUUGUUAAAAAGCCCAGUGGGAUUGCUAAACACUGAUAGGUCAGCUUCAGACAGCUUCUGUUUCCCCCUCACAGAGAGUAGUGAACUGUAUUUUAAAAACAACAAAUAUAAUAAAGACUUUUUGUUUAAGCAUAAUUCAAUGCUGUAAAAGAUGGAUCUGAAUUUUGAAUUAAAAUGUCUUUAGAAAAUGAAGUCCAACAGAGUGAACAGGAAUUGUAUGGCUUUCUUUGUUGCUGGCACUAUGUUUUCACAAAGGCAAAGUGAUGCAUCUGUGGUCCAAGUCCUUGCGUAUAGGAUUUAAGGUUUUACAACUUAAUGCCUUAAUGCCAUUGAAAUAACGCUAUAAUAAUACCUCAAUCGGGUCAACAGUGAUGCAGAAAUUGAAUCAUAAUUGCUGUACUUUUUUGCAAUGCAUAGAUGUUCAGUGCCUUAAGCAAAAACUCAAACUGAGUGAAAAUGCACUGUACAUUGCUGUAAGCUAGUUUAUUUUUCUUGUAAUUUAUUUGCGUUGUAUGCUGUACACAAAGUACAGAUGACCUGUGUGUUGGGUCAUUGACAAGAAAUUUAAGUAAGACUGCACGUUUUCAGCAAUUUGUAAAAAAACGUGUUCAUUUUGUUUUUUAUUGGUCAGCCAUGCUUAAAAGUUGCUGGGGUGGUGGUCACUCUGCAUCAUAGUUUGAAAUAAUUAGACAGGUAAGCUUUUAAACAAACUGAACUUUACACUGAAUGAUUUUAUUGCCGUGAUGAUUUUUAAUAGUGUGGUAAUAAAUGCCAUUGUCACCUUGAAUCUCUGGAUUUGCAUCUCCACAUGGACAUAUCUGGAGAUUGUGCUUGUAUUAAAGAAUAAAGCUAUUUUUCUCAACAGUU